Molecule: messenger RNA, 1746 nt
Organism: Gekko japonicus
Lineage: Eukaryota; Metazoa; Chordata; Lepidosauria; Squamata; Gekkonidae
Gene: RAD51
Product: RAD51 recombinase
Exons: 10
Coding region: 56-1075 (339 amino acids)
Biological process (GO): DNA strand invasion; chromosome organization involved in meiotic cell cycle; reciprocal meiotic recombination
Cellular component (GO): condensed nuclear chromosome
Molecular function (GO): single-stranded DNA binding; double-stranded DNA binding; ATP-dependent DNA damage sensor activity
Source: RefSeq, a predicted model, not a curated record
GGCCCGUCGUUGUCGGGGGAGACUCCCGAGGAAUAUUGACGGAAUACUUUGUGCCAUGGCCAUGCAAAUGCAGUGUGAUGAAAGUGCAGAUUUGUCAACAGAUGAGGGAAGCUUUGGUCCUCAACCCAUUUCACGGCUGGAGCAAUGCGGUAUAAAUGCAAAUGAUGUGAAGAAAUUAGAAGAAGCUGGAUUUCACACUGUUGAAGCUGUUGCUUAUGCACCAAAGAAAGAAUUGCUCAAUAUUAAAGGCAUUAGUGAAGCUAAAGCUGACAAAAUCUUGGCAGAAGCAGCAAAAUUGGUUCCAAUGGGCUUCACCACAGCAACAGAGUUUCAUCAGCGGAGGUCAGAGAUCAUUCAGAUCACCACUGGGUCCAAAGAACUUGAUAAGCUUCUUCAAGGAGGAAUAGAAACCGGGUCUAUAACAGAGAUGUUUGGAGAAUUCCGCACAGGAAAAACUCAGUUGUGUCACACACUGGCAGUAACCUGCCAGCUUCCCAUUGAUCGAGGUGGUGGUGAAGGGAAAGCCAUGUACAUUGACACAGAGGGCACCUUCCGUCCAGAACGCUUGCUUGCUGUGGCUGAAAGGUAUGGCUUAUCCGGCAGUGAUGUGCUCGAUAAUGUGGCUUAUGCUCGAGGUUUUAACACGGACCACCAGACACAGCUCCUAUACCAAGCAUCUGCUAUGAUGACAGAAUCAAGGUAUGCUUUGCUGAUCGUGGACAGCGCCACAGCUCUUUACCGGACAGAUUAUUCUGGCCGAGGUGAAUUGUCAGCCAGACAGAUGCAUUUGGCCAGAUUUCUGCGCAUGCUUCUUCGGCUCGCAGAUGAGUUUGGUGUGGCAGUAGUGAUUACAAACCAAGUGGUAGCCCAGGUAGAUGGUGCAGCAAUGUUUGCUGCAGAUCCCAAGAAGCCUAUUGGAGGGAACAUCAUUGCACAUGCUUCAACCACCAGACUGUACCUGAGGAAAGGUCGGGGUGAAACAAGGAUAUGUAAAAUCUAUGAUUCACCUUGUCUUCCCGAAGCAGAAGCUAUGUUUGCUAUUAAUGCUGAUGGAGUGGGAGAUGCUAAAGACUGAGUAACCCAGUGUGUUCGUCUCAUAAGAAUGCACUAAUCAAAGGCAGCUGUGCUUCUGCUGAUGAUUCUUUUUCUUCUGCUGAUGAUUCUCCUGCUCAAGCUUUGCUCAGACUGAACAUCAGAUCCUCCUUUUUGGAGUUGCUAUAUUUAGCUUCAAAAUAAUUUUAAAAAACCCUUGGACCUCUUGUCCUGUUGAGACACACCUCUUGACAUUUUGCUGAAUUGAAUCCUUUCAUUCUUAAUGCUGUAGUGUGGCAAGAGCGCUAAGAAAUGCCCUGUUUGUCAAGUGUAUGCAGGACUGAUGGCUACAUGAAGAAUAAAAUCAUGAACUUUUGCCUGACUUUAGUCAAAUGGCUACAACUAUGGAACAAGUGUCGAAGACUGGCAUGUUAAGGAUUGGUAAAACUUGGGGGAAAGAUUCUUUGUGGCCAUUGAGAAUGUGCUGUGUCUUAACUAUUAUUUUGUUUGUUUUAAAUCUAUUUAGCAUUGACAGAAUCUGAGCAAAGAAAAGAAGCUUUGACAAUAAUAUAUUCUGAAAUUCAAGGAGCUUCUAGUUCACAUUAGAGACCUUUUUUUGAAACUGUGAGCAGAAGAGUUUUUGAACUGCAUCUUCAAAACUAAAAUUAUCAGAUGACACUUUAUUUUUGUAAAUAUAUCUUCUAAAUUGAUUCA